This is a messenger RNA of Gregarina niphandrodes, 441 nucleotides long. RefSeq lists its product as hypothetical. The annotation marks the transcript as partial. The record is from RefSeq and is a predicted model, not a curated record. The transcript has a single exon. NCBI's taxonomy places the organism in Eukaryota, Apicomplexa, Conoidasida, Eugregarinorida, Gregarinidae.
AUGGCCUAUGCCUUGCAGCGGGUCGAAAAGCCCUUGUUGCGUGGAAGAGUAGUGUAUGUAAGGAAUCAGGUCUACAGUGUGUACGAAGCGUUGUUGAAUAUCCUGGAGCAGUCUCAGACGGUCGAGGAAGAGGAGCAGGAAGACUGGUGGUCGAUGACGGAAGACAGCGAUGAUACAUUUAAAUCGUCCACGUCCACGACUACCGGUCGCGCAACAAACAAUACUCGUCGCAGGCGUCGUGUUCGUGACGUCUCAUAUACCAGCCGACCGCAUUCCAGCGAAUGUGUCAUUUCCGUCGAAGAGGACCCCGUCGACCCCCUCCGAUCCAUCGCCUGGGGCCGUAACGACCACCUUCGCACCCUCUUCGACCUCCUCACGCUCAGAGACGCCAUCAUCUCGCACUCCCUCCUCCAAGGCAUCAUCUAUGGCGCUGCUAUCAUC